AUGUAAAAAGUAUUUAGAUCAAAAUUAUUAGGGUUAGAAAUAAGAAAAUUUAGCAGGAAACUUAAAUUAAUAACUUAUCAAAGAUAUUGAUUUAUGUAUUCUAAUUUAAUUUCUUUUAAUAAAGGCAAUUAAUUCUUUUUAUAGGAGUAAAAUUUCAAGUAGAAGUUUCGGUUGCUUUAAGAUUGUGGAUCGAAAUAUAUUCAUGAAUGGGAGUUUGUAAUCCUAUUUUUCUCUUUUGGUUGAAUCAAUAUAAGAAAAUGGGCUUCUUCAAUGUGAACUCUUUCAAUAAUUUUGA
This is a messenger RNA of Paramecium primaurelia, 295 nucleotides long. The record is from the annotation of a GenBank genome assembly. Lineage: Eukaryota; Ciliophora; Oligohymenophorea; Peniculida; Parameciidae.